Molecule: messenger RNA, 1690 nt
Organism: Gilbertella persicaria
Lineage: Eukaryota; Fungi; Mucoromycota; Mucoromycetes; Mucorales; Choanephoraceae
Exons: 1
Coding region: 30-1679 (549 amino acids)
Molecular function (GO): protein binding
Source: RefSeq, a predicted model, not a curated record
UUUUUUUUUAUUUAUAUAUAUAUAUAUAUAUGAACACACUUCCUUAUGAACUUUGGUUGCCUAUCUUUGAUAGUUUUGAUUUAAAACAAAAGCUAGCCUGUAGUCUUGUCUGCAAACAGUGGUAUAGUGUAUUAACCACUUACGGUAUUCUGUAUAAAACCAUACGUAUAGUGGAUAAUUCAACUCGAUUUCAACGCCUACUCGAGUUUUUUCGAGAUCAUCCGAAUCUUGCAAAGACUGUGAUCAGACUCGAUUUACAAGAGUGUGAGAUCACAAGUCCAGUAUGUAUAGAACUACCCAUUUUAUUUCCUUGUGUGCGUCUAUUACGCUUUGUUCAAGACGAACAGUUUGGUUAUGAAUUCUCUAAAGUCAAUCGACGAUUGGAUCCUAUUGAAUUCCAGACUCAGGUACAGAAAUGGAAACAACUUGAGUCUGUUCAGGAACACAAUGUCUGCUUUUCUUCCUUGACAGCUGCUUUAUUGACAUGUACACAACCUUAUUUGCAUACCAUUAGCCUCAAUUAUCAUACUUUGGCUGCACCUUAUCAUCACUCGUAUUGGGGUCCUCUUUUAUUAGACCGCAAAAGGACCUUGUUGAACUCACUUGUACAUGCACCUUGUUUGCGUACAUUAACCUUGUAUCAUUUACAUCUCACCUUAGAAGACAUGGAGACCAUUCAUCAAAAUGCACCUCAAUUGGACACAUUAAGGCUAGUGCACAUCAGGCUCAAAAAGCAGAGAGAACCACUCAGGCCUGUUCAACACACACGGUCAAUCAAGACAUGUUCACUUCAACAUGGUCCUCGGUCUAAUCACGUGAUGAUACUCGCCUGGUUAGAGUAUGUGUAUGCCAAAUACACGCAUUUGUCUCAUUUAGAAGUGACGUGUGAUAUCACACAUGAUGCAUUUGAAGCCUGUUUGUUAAAGACAGUCUCUAAAUUCAACCAAUUGAUAUCGUACAAUACCAACCUGUGUUUAUUCACUCAAGCCAUGGCAGAUACCAUGCAUGUAUCUCAAUUGACGCUGCAUGCACUUCCCCAUGACCACUUGCUGGAGACACAAUUGACCCAUUUGGCCAACAGUCAACACCAAAGACAGUCUCUUCAGCAUUUGAGUCUUGUACUCUCUCCACAGAGUUAUGCACUCACUCAUUUUGUGGGUCUUGGUCAAUGCCAACAAUUGACAAGGUUAGAUAUUCAGUCAGAAUCCUCUAGCGUCGAUUUAGCUAUUCUGUACUAUGUAGCAAGAGAUGCACCUCAACUAAAAACCCUCUAUUUGCCCCGAUUAGUUGUCCAUCAACGCCCCAUUGAGUUAAGGUCUGUGUCUCCUUUGGCAUUGCGUCAUUUGAAUAUCGAAGACUGUCUUGUUCAGGACCCCAAUCAAGUCAAGAUAUUCAAUCGACUGUUGGGCUUUAUCACACAUCAAUGUCAUCAGUUGUAUCGUUUUCAGUUCAACUUGAACCUCAAGAGUUGUCUUGUACCUUCCAAUGACCCUUCUUUUGUGUAUUCAUUAUGCUUUGAUUUCACUCAUUGUCCUGUUCAACAGGUAGAGAUCAAUACAGAAAACAAGCGAUUGUAUUGCAUCAAUCAAGUAUAUUAUGUCAAAGGACCACAGUGGAACAAAAUACCCCCUGUGCACCCUACAAAAUACCAUACGACACUAAUAAAUUAUUCGUUCUGAGGUUACACACA